Molecule: messenger RNA, 1833 nt
Organism: Mandrillus leucophaeus (drill)
Lineage: Eukaryota; Metazoa; Chordata; Mammalia; Primates; Cercopithecidae
Gene: RTL3
Product: zinc finger, CCHC domain containing 5
Exons: 2
Source: RefSeq, a predicted model, not a curated record
CUUCCACACUUUAAAAAGCUAUGUUACUGAGGAGAGUUGGAAUGUGUUCUGGGAGUGGGUGUGUUUGCUUGAGUUCAGUGUGUGCAGAAAAGGCAAGCCUCCACAGCCAUUUACACAUUUCGCUCCUCAGCGAUGGGUACACAGACAGCCAAGCUCCUGGACUAAGUCUCUGAAUGUGUAUCUGACACUUCCCCUUACUGAGCUCCGGAGGCUCCUUCUUGCUGAGCUCCGGAGGCUCCCAGUGACCUCUUGAUAAUCAGCCUUGGUGGGGCCCAAAUCCCUACCCCUUGGAAAACUCACUGAGCCUGACAUCUGCCUGUAAGCAGCUUUCAGGAAAGAUCUCACAAACGCCCACCCAAUCUCUCUUGGUAGCAAACUGUCAAAUCAUGCCCAUUUCCUCAAAAGAUGGUGGAGGACUUAGCAGCCUCCUAUAUUGCUCUGAAAUUGGAGAAUGAAAUUCUGCAGGCUCAAGUGCGGUGGCUGAUGGAAGAAAAUGCUACCCUCCGGGCCCAGAUCUCAGAGCUUCAGAAGUCCCAAGCAGCCAAGGAGGAUGAUCUACUCCGAAAGUCCUCAGAGGCCAAGGAGCCCCAGAAGCUCCCAGAGCACACGAAUCCCCCAGCAGCCUGGGAGUCCCAAAAGACCCUAGAGUUCAAGGAGCCCCAGAAGCCACCAGAGCCACAGGAGCUUCCACCCUGGGAACCCCCAGCAGCCUGGGAGCUCCAGGAGGCCCCAGCAGCCCCAGAGUCCCUGGAGCCUCCCGCAACCCAGGAGUCCCAGAAACCUCCAAUGGCCCAUGAGAUCCCAGCAGUCUUGGAGGGCCAGGGGUCUGCAGACACCCAGGAUCCCACAUCAGCCCAAGAGCCCGAGACUUCAGAACCCCAGGAUCCCCCAAAUAUUGAGAAGCCCCAGGAGGCAACAAAGUGCCAGGAGACUGCAGCACAGCUAGAGUUCCGUGAGCUUCCAGCUCCUCAGGAUCUUCUGGAGCCUUCAAAUGCCCAGGAAUUCCUAGAACUCUCAGCAACCCAGGAGUCCCUGGAGAGUCUAAUAGUUGUGGAGACAUUGGCAGCUCCAGAGUUUCUACAGGCCCCUAUUGGGUUAGAGGGUACAGCUUUCCCCCUGGAAUACCCUUUAACUUUCAAUGGAGAUUCCCAGAAGCUUCCCGAGUUCCUGGUUCAACUGAAUAGUUACAUGAGAGUCAAAGGGCACCUGUGUACCACUGAGGCAGCCCUGGUGAGCUUUGUUGGCAAUUGCUUCUCAGAUAAGGCAGGAUGGUGGUUCCAGCUCUUACUGGAUAUCCAAAGCCCCUUACCGGGUCAAUGUGAAAAUUUCACACAUGUGCUCCAGGAUACUUUUGAUAAUCCCGAAAACAUGGAAGAUGCCAACCAGUGCAUCUGUCAACUCUGCCAAGGGGAGGGUCAUGUAACAACCCACUUCCACCUUGUUGCUCAAGAGCUGAACUGGGAUGAAAACAUUCUCUGCAUUCAAUUUCAAGAAGGGCUUUCCAGUUCUAUACGAGAUUAACUGUUUCACACAAGCCCAGCCACCAACCUAUCUGAUCUCAUCACUCAGUGCAUCAGCCUAGAAGAGAAGUCUGAUCCCAAUCCAUUAGGGAAAAGCUCCUCUGCAGAGGGAGAUGGGCCUGAGAGUCCACCAGAUGAAAACCAACCUAUGCAAGCUGCAAUCAACUGUCCACACAACAGUGAAGCUGAAUGGGCCCAUUGGCGCAAAGGCCACUUAUGCCUCUACGGUGGUUAUCCUGGUCAUUUUGCCAGAGAUUGCCCUGUCAAGUCUCAUCAAGCCCUGCAGGCAGGAAACUUUGAGACCUGCCAGUAA